Cucurbita maxima (winter squash) is the source of this 2006-nucleotide messenger RNA. RefSeq names its product anthranilate synthase alpha subunit 1, chloroplastic-like. The transcript has 11 exons. The record is from RefSeq and is a predicted model, not a curated record. Gene Ontology annotation, biological process: L-tryptophan biosynthetic process. Gene Ontology annotation, molecular function: anthranilate synthase activity. Lineage: Eukaryota; Viridiplantae; Streptophyta; Magnoliopsida; Cucurbitales; Cucurbitaceae. Bases 46 to 1842 code for a protein of 598 amino acids.
UAUUUUCUGAGAGUUCCAAGGUUGUCCUACUUCCGUUGUCGGAAAAUGCAAUCUCUUACUCGCGACAGCUUUCUCCUCCCCUACGCCCACCGGCUCCGUCGUCCUGGUUCUGUCCACAGCAGUUCCACCCAGAGAGCUGGUUGCUUCUUUCGAUGCCGUCGAGGUUCAGAUUCUCAAUUGUCGCUUUUCCGGUCAACCUUUGACAAGUGUUUCCCGCCCUUGAGGUCUUCUGCUCUCCCGGCCCCAAGUUCUAACGCUUUAGGUGUUGAUGCAGCAGAGUUUAUAGAAGCAACGAAACAUGGAAAUCUGGUGCCACUUUGUGUGUGCAUUUUUGGAGAUAAACUGGACCCAAUUCUGGCAUAUCGGUGUCUGGUGAAGGAAAAUGAUUGGAAUGCUCCGAGCUUCAUUUUCGAGUCGGUGGAAUCGAAUUCUCAGGGUCGUUAUAGUGUAGUGGGAGCUCAGCCAACUCUGGAAAUAGUGGCGAAGGAGAAUAAAAUUACUGUUUUGGAUCAUAAGAAAGGGCGAUUUACUGAAGAAUUUGUUGAUGAUCCCCUCACUAUUCCAAUAAAGAUCUCAGAGAAAUGGAAACCUAAAUCAAUUGCUGGACUUCCAGACACGUUUUGUGGUGGAUGGGUAGGCUAUUUCUCAUACGACACAAUGCGAUAUGUGGAGAACAAAAAGCUACCAUUCUCAAGAGCUCCAAAGGAUGACAGAAAUCUUGCUGACUUUCAUCUAGGCCUCUAUGACGAGGUUGUCGUGUUUGAUCAUGUUGAAAAGAAAGUGUAUAUAACUGUUUGGGUGGAGCUGGAUGGAUAUUUGUCAGUGGAGAAAGCUUAUGAAGAUGGAGUAAAACGUUUGGACAUUCUGGCAAAGAGAUUUCAAGAUGAUGAACGUCCAAGGCUGAGCUCGGGUGUUGUCGGCUUGAAUACUCGCCAUUUUGGUCCAUCCUUACAGAAAUCAAACAUGACUAGUGACUCUUACGAAGAGGCUGUGCUUCAGGCAAAAGAACAUAUUCUUGCAGGAGACAUUUUCCAGAUAGUUCUAAGCCAGCGUUUUGAGUAUCGAACUUUUGCCAAUCCUUUCGAGAUUUAUAGAGCGUUGAGAAUCGUCAACCCGAGUCCGUAUAUGGCUUACUUGCAAGCUCGUGGUUGUACGUUGGUUGGUUCUAGUCCUGAAAUUCUUACUCGUGUCAAAAAGAAUAAGAUUGUAAAUCGCCCCUUGGCUGGAACUGUUCGAAGAGGGAGGACAGAAAAAGAAGAUGAAAUGUUGGAGAAGCAGUUAUUGAAUGAUGCAAAACAGUGUGCAGAACACAUUAUGCUCGUUGAUUUGGCUCGAAACGACGUUGGAAAGGUUUCGAAAAAUAGCUCGGUGAAGGUAGAAAAACUUAUGAAUAUUGAGCGAUAUUCGCACGUAAUGCACAUAAGCUCAACGGUAACAGGAGAGUUGCUUGACCAUCUAAGUAGCUGGGAUGCCCUGCAAGCUGCAUUACCUGUUGGAACUGUUAGCGGAGCACCCAAGGUAAAGGCCAUGGAGUUGAUCGAUGAAUUGGAGACAACAAGACGAGGUCCAUAUGGUGGUGGAUUCGGUACCGUUGCUUUUAAUGGUGAUAUGGACAUGGCACUCGCUCUUAGAACGAUCGUAUUUCCGACGUCAUCUCAUUACGACACAAUGUACUCGUACAAGGGUGUGAACCAGCGCCAGGAAUGGGUUGCUCAUCUUCAAGCUGGAGCUGGUAUAGUGGCUGAUAGUAGUCCUGAUGAUGAACACCAAGAAUGCCAAAACAAAGCUGCUGCUCUUGCUCGUGCCAUUGCCUUGGCAGAGUCUGCUUUUGUUAACAAGUAAUCUUCCGCACCUGGCUCUCAUCAAAUUACUGAAAGAAUUUCGUUCUAUAUGCAACAAAGCCAUAAGCAUAAUUUAUACUACCAAUCUCAACCUCUGUACAACUAUUCAAACAAUUAUAAGGAAGAUAGUUCAUAAUAUCUGUAUUUCUUUCACUUCACCAAAAC